This is a messenger RNA of Oppiella nova, 4388 nucleotides long. NCBI's taxonomy places the organism in Eukaryota, Metazoa, Arthropoda, Arachnida, Sarcoptiformes, Oppiidae. The record is from the annotation of a GenBank genome assembly.
ACCAAUUGUGUUGUAAUCCAUAUAAACAUUGGUUCACAUCAUCCGAGUUGAUGAUGGACUCAAAGAGCGAUCAAUUCGUUCACGAUUUGGUUCAGUUCUACCGGAAUAGAGGACACCAUAAUCCACAACCGCAACAAUUCAUCGCUCGGAUCAAUGGAAAAGUGGUUGAUUUGAGUCAACUCUACUCCUAUGUCAUCGAAAGCGGCGGAAGUUUUAAAGUAAACCAAUUGAACCUUUGGGACGAUAUCUACUGCAAGCUCUUUAAGACACCAAUCAGUGGCGCAAACAUUUCAGUGGCUUUGCGUCAAAUCUAUAACCGAUUUCUUCUGACAUACGAGAAGACCUUCAGCGCUAACUUCAGUAAUGAUCUGUUGGAAGACGACGAAGACGAAAGCAAUUUCUCGUUCAACUCAAGUCAUAACUACAACCACAGCAACCAUUCGUUUAAUUCGCAGAUAUCUUCGUUCCCAACGGCGACGGCAUUGCUUUCAUACCAAUACCAGUGCCCACAGAGUGUGUCCACAGUUAGUGCGAAUGAAGUGCGAAAUCCGUUGAAUAAGUUGUUUUGCUCGCUAUUGAGUGGUUUGCCAAAUGAGUUGGACUUCGCGCUCAAAGUGUCGACAAUACUCAUUAACUCGAACCGAUUUGAUUGGACUUCUGAUUACAAGUACAUUAACCUUCUGUUGGAGUGCUUUAAGAACUACUGUUGUGUUUGUGAGGAAAAUGACUCCAUUUGUCGAGAAGAGGAUGAGGACGAAAGCAAUGACGAAGACUGUUGGGCCCAACAAAACACAUGCAAUUGUUAUCAGAGGUUUUGGUAUCAGUGCUGCACUGAUGAACACACUCUGGAGUUAGUGUUUGGUCCGCCCGACCCUAAUAUCGAGGAGUUGUCUGAACAGGACUUUAAUAAAAUCAAAGAUCGCAUUCGACUCAUUGCAGACAUUUUAAGGAACUUAUCGUUUACUUAUGAUUGUGACAAUCAGGACAGCAUUCAGUCAUCCAGUCCUGUGGCCACUCCUCUUCUCAUGAAGUUUUUACUUCUCUUAACCAUGUCUUCAGAGCAACAGUUUAACAGUACAGCUCUCGACAUCAUAUCCAACAUCGCCUCAACCACUGCUGUCAUCAGUGAGGAUAAUGUCUAUACCAUUAUUCAACAAAUACUUCAUCGCCGGUGCGUUGAUAUAGCGAUGACCAGCAAUAAUAUCCAUUGGACGAGUCGUAGCCUCGAAGUCGUUUCCCGACUCCUCUCGUCUAAUGUCGAAGAGAUUAACUCAUUCUUGGAAUCACAUCUCCGGAACUAUGAGGUAUUCAUACGUAUAACACAUCUAAUGACCUGUCAAUACGACAUCACAUUAUUAUUAGCGAUACUAGAGUUCUGUUUAGCACUCUCUGAACAAAAGCCUUAUAUGUUGCUUAAGGACGACAAUAAGCAUCUCAUCAAAAUCCUAUUAACACUUCUCAACUGCGAGUCCUCUCAACACUUCACGACAACAGCACUGAAGCGCAUGAAAGUAAUAGACGACAGACCGAGGGCUCAGACCAAUCAAAGUGAGACUAAUGCGGGAACUGUUGGUUCGCAAAGUGUUGCCAAUUCAGCGAACACUACCUCUCAGACCAAUACUGUAGACAACGAGACGUUUGCACUGAAUUGGUUGCGACAGAGUUACGAACCCAACACUAAUCUCAAUGAAAACCAAUGUCUCAAAGCGGCCGAUCUAUACGCCGAUUACGUGAAGUAUUGCUGCCGCAGUUCGCGCCGUAAUGUGAUGGCAGCCCAACCUUUCGCCCAACUCAUCAAACGGUGUUUCCCUUCGAGCACUUUGACGAACAAUCAGACCACCAUUGAGGGCAUUGUCGCUAAAUCUGUACAAAACACUCCCAACAAGUCGAGUGCGACCCCCACUUCGCAACUCAUGUCACCCAUCCUUAAGGCCCACCUCAGCGCUCCUCCAAAGAUUAGCAACACGCCUACCAGUCCUGUGAACACCAGCACUAACUCUAACUGUAAUACCAGUCUAAUCACUACCACGAGUACGUCGACCACGAGUUCGCUUCCAAUUCCCACCACUAAUACUUCGACAUUAAUUAAGAGUCUGUUAGCAAACAAACUCAGGAGUAAUGCAACCAUUUCUACCCAACCGACCACUUCUAACACAUCCACCCUUCAGACUAAGUCAACAACCAAUGCAUUGACAUUACAGACAUUGACAACACCUGCAGUGAAACCACAGACUAUAAUGACUACAACACCCGUCCCAACGACGACCCACUCUAAUACUAUAACCGCUAUAACUAUUUGUAAUGAUUUUAACGGCGAUUCAAUUGUCAAUAGUUCGCCACAACUUCCGUCUGCGAUAACAAUCACCCCUUCCAUCAGUUUGACACCAAAUAAUGCAAUAUUCAGCACUACGAACGCCACGAUGUCUGGACAUCAGGUUCAGCCACAACAGCAACAGUUUCUUUUGGUUCGCACUAUUAUCGCAUCGCCCGGCCAGCAGUCGGGUGGCACUGGUUUGGCCACUACUGGCACUCCCGUCAGACUCAUACUGCCGGCCAGUAUGUUAACCCAACAAAGGUUCAACAGUCCGGCCAUGAAUGGCGUCACAACCACUUCUACGCCCUUAACUAAUGUCACAAUAUGUGCGACCAGUAGUCCGGCCGUCAAUUCGACCACUUCUGCCACCAUUUCUACCAGUGCUUCGGAUUUGUUCCUCAAGACAGUCCUAUCGAAUACAAGUGCUAACUCAGUGCCGGUGACGCCCCUCAGGAGUAACGUCAAGUCAUCUCCACUUCUAAACGUACUCUUAGAUAAGGGAAAACUGCCGGAGUUUUCCACCUCUGCUGUCGUCAACAACCAAAUCAAUGCCAACUCAUUUGGUUCGGCCAAUAGUACGACACUUAUGUCUUCACAAACGCCUAAAAUGUAUAUUUUGACGACAAAGUCUCCGCUCGCCAUCAAGAGUUUGCCCGCACUUCAGACACAACUCAAUCAAACGACACAACAGUUUGCGCCCGCAGUCACCCUCUGCUCUGCCCUCACCACCACAAACACGACACUCAAGUCAUGCCUUCAGACAACACUCGCUAACAUCACUCUCUCGCCAACACUUACCACCACUUCUAUCAAUCAUUCGGUGGUAAACAAACAGACAAUUACCAAGAAUUGUAGCACUCCUACAAUCAAUGGUGAAGUGGGACCCGCUGUCCAUACGGUUAACAGUGUCGUCAAUAGUGUUAAUAGCAUUCACAACAUGAGUACUAUAUCUAACUCUUUUAGUACUGCCAUUAAUACGGAACUAGAGGUGAAGACGAGUCCAACCAAUUGUGUGAAUUCAGUCAACUGUUUGUUGCCGUCGACUGAUUUGUCUCCCAUUAAGGACAUGAAGAAGGCUGUGGACGACGCGACUAAACUCAUAUCAAAGCGACAAAACGACGACACGGAUGAAAUGGCGUCCAAUAAGAAACUUAAAGUGAAUUCAGUGCUAACCAUUCCUUCGCCCCCUCUCCUCACAAAUAGUAUACCAAAUCAUGAUUUGAAUUCAGAGUCAAGUCUUAAUCCAAUCACUAAUUGUGUAACAAAUACUAAUCCGCAACAAGUAUUAACCAAAGCCUCCAAUCUAACAUUUGGUCGGCCGUCAGAAGUGUUUUUACACGUUCACAACCACCAUAUAAUGCCCGCCAGUUUCCCCAAUGUUAUGACCUGUCUAUGGGGUGGACCAGAAGGCACUGGACCCGGAUGUCUGUCUAAGAGACCAAAACUCUCAUUACUCACACAUCUUUUGGACUUUCACUGCAAUCCAAAUGUCAUACAACAAGAUUCCGUGCGAAAGAAACAGUUGUCAUCCGUGGGAUCGACAGCUAUAGUGUUACCACAACCGCCGGCACAUCCCGGUUACGCACAUAACGCCGCACUUCUGGCCAUCAGAAGGCAUGCGACCAAUUAUGUGGAAGCGCCAACAUUGCCUCCAAUAACCAAAUUGACUCCUUUGACGGUUAGUAUUAGACUGACGUCUGCACUAAUACUCCGAAAUCUGGCCCUACAUUCAAAUUUUGUCAAAAGAACACUGGAAUGUUUUGAACAAUACUUAUGUGAGUUAUGUAUGUCUGACGGAAGGGAUGAGUCGCGAACAAUAGCCCAGUGUUUGGCUGUGAUUACAGAUAAAACAUGAGAAUAUAUUUUACAAAUAAAUGGCACCAAAAAAUACAUUUGAUAGCCGAGUCUCAAAAUGUGGUCAACUUAUGAAACGUUGCAAUCGUUGGAAACCCUUAAGGAGUUUGACGCGAAUCUCCUCUCAUGUCAUCACCAUUUCUGUCAUAAAUUGUUAUUUAAUUUAAUUAAAGCAAAACUUUUGUGUCAUUUUAUAAAUUAAAGUAUAAAUAAUUGCGAC